AUGGCGACAACUACAACCGGCGGCGAGGCUGCAGCGGCCGCAGCUUCCCAACCAUCCAGGACGUCAAUCACAAUUCUCGACCUGCCAGCCGAAACCCAGCAGGAAAUUGUUUCCCACUGUUCUCAGGGUGAUCUCAUCUGUCUAGCCCUGGUGUCUAGACGGUUCCGUGAGCUGGCAGCAGCCCAGCUCUAUCGCAGCUUCCACAUCAUUUUCCCCGAUGACGAUGAUAUCAACAUUGAAUCCCCGAUUGACGGGUUGGCUGGUGGCCUGGAUACCUUCACCACCAGCGAAUACAACUAUGCUCAGCACCUGCAGGACCUCUCGAUGGACACUUUGAGUGCCGGUGUCAAAGGAGAGCAUUCGUAUCAACCUUACUUAUACAGCGCAAGCUGCGGAAAAUUCCUCAAUACAUUGUUGUACCUGACGUUAAAGCGAGCACAUUCUUUGGAGUCUUUUCGCUGGAAUAUUCGUGUUGAGCUCAGUAGACCCGUGUAUGCACAGCUUCACCGUAUCAAAUCUCUGAAGAGAUUACAUCUUCGGAUGCAGGCGGGAGAUUCGUAUUAUACACCGCCACCUCCCCUGCCUGUAUCUAUUGACAGUCAAUCUCAUCACCAGCCGAAUGGCCACUGGCCUGAUACGAUCCCUCCUCUGCAACCACUUGGGCCACCCAUACCAGCCUCUUUGCAACCACCUGGGAGCCCCCCUCCUGGGCCACCACCCGCUCUAUUACCGCCUUCGUCCAGACCGACCCCCAAAAACAAGCUAGGCAAGAGAGGUUCGGAUAACAAGGAACCAUUGACUCUGUCAGGUUUCAAGUCACUCAAGACCCUGUCCGUGUUGGACAUUGACAAUCUUGAUAUCCUGUCUGAACUCAGAACUUGUGUCAAAAACUGCUUUUCCACUAUCAAGGAACUCCAGCUGUCCUUGUCCGAUUCCUUGGCACAGCAGGCGCGAAGACCACCGACAGAUUCGGAUGCUGACGACUCAGAUGUUGAUGAUGAAUACCAGGUUGUUCCAACAUCAGAAAAUGCCACUAGCUUUGACACCACCGGCCCAGCAAAGGUCUUUCGAGCUCAAGAAGAGAGAAAGAUACAAGAAUCAAUUCUGAACAAGGUCUUUGACCUCGAAGAACCUCAUUUGCUCAAGAAGUCACCGGUACAACUUGGUGCCUCAUUAAACCUCCAACCAAAGUCUGAGACAACCACUCAAGAGUCAAAGGCUACGCCGGGUGACCCUCGCGAAGAGUACAUUUCAUCGAUUCGAACAGUAUCUACUAGGCUCAUGGCAAUUAUGCAUGGUUCUAGAGAUUUUUCCAUCUCUCAACAAGAAAUCCUUGAUACAAUUGAGAAAGCCUCGCGGAAAUACGUGGAAUCUGAUGUGGCUGGAGAGAAUUCAAUAUAUAAUGAGAGUGGCACGGUCAACCAUGCCGAAGAAUCGACGCCACAGAAGCCAGAAUCUACAGCCGACAUGGCGAGGGCAGGUACAGGUGCUGACAUCGAUCAAAACGAAACCCCACGUUAUAAUGCACCUAUUGCCAGUGAAGAUCUUGGUCAGCGCCAGCUGAUCAAUAAGGCGUCGUCCAACGGGGUUCGGGGAUCUCUGAACGGAGGGGAACUCUGUCCCGACGAUAUCGAUAUCGAGCACUUGGAAACUUUAGAUGAACACAUUGACGAAUUCGACGAUCAGCAGCCGACAGAAUUCUCCACAUCGAAAACUUUGGCGCCGCGACAAGGCCCAAGUGGACAAGAUGGUGAGUCCUGCGGUAAAUCAGGAACUACUUCAAAGCAGAACCUUCGAACGAUGAUGCCCAACCAAUAUCCUAUCCACGCAGAAUCCAGGCCCAGAAAAACAGACCGCACAGCAAUCAUCGAAAAGCUGGCACAACUGCGCCGAUUAGUUUUCGAAGCAGGGCAAAGAGUUUUGGAAAUUCGUGAUGAGAGGGUCAAUGAGAGCAGCUCUACUGUUGCCAACGCCCUGGACUCAGAACUUUCACUUCUCAGCCGAGGCGCAAUAGAAGUGUCUAAUGAGAUCAGGAUCCUUGAGUCUGAAAUCGAAGACCUCUUGGAUAGGCCUAGUACUCAGAAAAGCAAGAAUUUGAAGCAGGAUAUGGACUCAUAUGCACGCAAGACUAGGGGAAUGUCCAUUGAAACUCUGAAAAUUUGCCUCAUCCCCGUCAAGGCGUCUGUUUUGUCGCAAGCCAUUGAUGUGGCGUGCAUUAAAGAAUUGACCCUCAUCAAUGUUGGAAACCAAGCGCCUAUUUGGUCUAUGCUCACGAAAGAGCAGAAGUUUCGCCCGAUUGCUUUACGGAGUGUUUUUACAGACCAUGUUUCCGCCUCAUUCUUGACGUGCAUGGCACUGCUUCCAGAACUAGACGAUCUAUUUAUGCUGGAGCGAAGUGUCAAGCAUAAACCUGAAAGCUUUGCGCCCCGUACCGCUACAUCAAUCGAUCAAAUUCGCCGGUUGGUGCUCAAAAAGCACAUGCCAACUCUCAAAAGACUUAUGAUUAAAGACGAAUCCAAUGGACCAAACUGGGACACCAAUGUAAAGACGAUGAUACUUGUAUGCACCCGAGGCGCAAAGCUGGAAGAACUUGCAUUAAGCAUGAACAUUCAUACUGUGCAUGCUUUUGUGCAGUACUUUUCUGGCCUCAUCAAUCUCCGGGCAAUCAAUAUUCUUCACUUCAAGAACAAUGACACCUGUAUCUGGGUCAUGCGGGAAUUACUGCGAUUCAUUGUUGACAAUCUUUCUCACCACCCCCAACUGAAGCUGGAAUGGAUAGCCAUGGAGGACGACCGAGUCGACCGAGUGGUGCGGCCAUCGGAGUGUUCUGCGGAUCCCUCUUCUCAAGAGCCAAUGAACAGGACAAAGAACAAGGGAAAAGACAAGGCUCACGCUCCCGCCAAUGGCAGCUCGUUGCAAGAAUACCCUGUAUUUCCUCUAGAGGGCUUGGAUUCUGAAAGCGAAAGCGAGGACGAAGGCAUGGACAGUGGAUCUCGACUGAGGUACAAGACGGUUGGCCCCCUGCCAUUUUAUGAUGUGUGGGGAGUAAAAAUAUUUGAAAAGGAAAUUCGUAGCGGCAAGCUGUAG
Molecule: messenger RNA, 3087 nt
Organism: Metarhizium acridum CQMa 102
Lineage: Eukaryota; Fungi; Ascomycota; Sordariomycetes; Hypocreales; Clavicipitaceae
Molecular function (GO): protein binding
Source: RefSeq, a predicted model, not a curated record